Messenger RNA from Salpingoeca rosetta, 189 nucleotides. Its product is annotated as cytochrome c oxidase copper chaperone. The record is from RefSeq and is a predicted model, not a curated record. Lineage: Eukaryota; Choanoflagellata; Craspedida; Salpingoecidae. Gene Ontology annotation, cellular component: mitochondrial intermembrane space. Gene Ontology annotation, molecular function: copper chaperone activity; copper ion binding. The transcript is spliced from 3 exons. Gene Ontology annotation, biological process: mitochondrial respiratory chain complex IV assembly. The coding region runs from base 1 to 189 and encodes 62 amino acids.
AUGUCUGACCCAGCUGCCGAGAUCUCUGUGAAGCCAGCUUCGGACCAGAAGAACAUGAAGCCCUGCUGCGCGUGCCCCGAGACCAAGAAGCCCCGCGACAAGUGCAUUAUGGAGUAUGGUGAGGAGAACUGCUACCAUCUCAUCGCUGCACACAAGGCUUGCAUGCAAGCGUUGGGAUUCAAGAUCUGA